CAUUAUCUUCCAGAGCACAGAGAUUUCCUCAACCCACGUCAGCCCCUGCACUGCAGGAGGGCUCAGCUCACCCAGCUCCUGCCUAUCGGCGGAAGCAGCACAUCUCCAUCAGGUCCGGACCUCACCACUUAUCUCUGUGCGUCACAGCACCGGCUGCUGCUUCCUUCAGAUGCAAACAGUUCCUCGCCCCGUGGCCUUUAAUUAACCUCUGCAGCAAGAGCAAGGAGGGAGGGAAGCAGGAUUAGAAAUAAAGAAACAGAGCUAUGGUGGGCUGAACACAAAAUGGGGACUGCAGGGCAGAAACCAAACCCUGAACUGUCCCCAAGGCCAUAGCAGAGCUCUGCAAGCCCCAGGAGCUGUGGAGGUUGUGGCCUUCCAUGGCUGUGUGUGGGGAUGACAUCUCCCAAAGGCAUUGAAGAAGGGUGGAGAAGGACAUCAAGCACUGCACAGUGCUGCUCAGAUCCCUCUUGAGCAGAAGGAUGCUGUUGGACACAGAGCCCAGAGGAAUUUCAGUGCAGUUUACACUCCAAACCAAAUUCAAAGUGCGUCAAACAUGAUUGUUGUUAUUUUCAAGAACAGCCCAGAGCAGGGAGGAGACCCAAAUGAAUCACUUGAGCUCUGACAGAUGAUCCCUAUGGGUUUGGAUGCGUGCAUCCCCCCAGCUGACACUGCAGCUACAUCUCUGCUCGGACCACACUGGAAUGCCGUGACAGGAUGAGCCCAGUGCUUCCGACUGUUAAGGAUUGCAAAGAGGAAACACGUAAGCACAGCCGCUCACACAGCUUUUCCCAGCUGCCUUCCAGCAGUGCAGCUCCUGUAGCAGCAUGGGGACCUCCAGGAGCGGGUGGUUGGCACCCCGGCUCACACUGUGCUGUGCUGUGUGGGGACUGUGCCUGGCAGCGCUGGACUACGAUGAUUACUCUCAGAACAGCACCGGCGAGCAGAUAACAACAGCAGAGAUCACACCAUGCCCCCGAGCCAUCCCCGGUGAGAAGGCAAGGAUAGAUAAUGUGACAUACCUGCUGCUGCACGAGGCUGCUCGCUCCCAGCUGAGCAGUGGGGUCACAGUGCUGCUCAUCCCAUCCCUCUACAGCCUUGUUUUCCUGCUGGGGCUGCCCUCCAAUGGGUUGGCCCUCUGGGUUCUGGCUACCAGGACUGAGAAGCUGACCUCCACCAUCUUCCUGAUGAACCUGGCUGUAGCAGACCUGCUGCUCAUCUCAGUGCUGCCCUUCAAGAUAUUCUACUAUUUCCUUGGGAACAACUGGCCCUUCGGGGAAGGUCUGUGCCGGGUCACCACAGCUUUCUUCUAUGGGAAUAUGUACUGCUCAGUGCUGCUGCUCACGUGCAUCAGUGUGGACCGGUACCUGGCAGUGGUGCAUCCUUUCUUCUCACGCUCUUUCCGUACCCCUGCCUUUGCUGCCUGGACCUGUGCUGCUGUCUGGCUCUGUGCUGCUGGCAUCACUCUGCCCCUGACUCUGCAGCAGCAGUCAUACCCCCUGUACAGAGCAGACAUCACUCUGUGCCACGAUGUUCUCCCUAGGCAGGAGGACGAUGGCUAUUACUUCUACUACUUCAUCUGCCUCAUCACCUGUGUUUUCCUUGUUCCUCUGGCAGUGAUGCUGUUCAGCUACUGCUCAGUUCUGCAGGCCCUCCUGGGCAGUGGGAAGCGGUACGCCCACUCCAUAAAGCUCACAGCUCUCGUGCUGGUCACGCUCAUGGCCUUCUAUACCCCCAGCAACGUUCUACUCCUCAUUCAUUACUCCAGCUAUCAGUGCAAGCUGUACGGCAGUUUGUACAUCAGCUACAUGGUGAGCCUGGCCAUCAGCACCUGUAACAGCUGUGCUGACCCCUUUGUCUACUACUACGUAUCAGAAGAUUUCCGGGAGAAGGUGAGGAGCACAUUCUUCAAUCGCAGCAAAACACCCUCCUUACAAACCUCCAAAGAAACACUCCCUCAGAAAAGCUCCAAGGAAUCACUGGUUUAAGCUCCCAUCCCAGCUCCCUGCCCCCAAGGCACUCCCACCACACUGUGGGGAUAGGACAAAGCACCAGGACUUCACAGGUUCCAUCUGGAGCAGUGAGGAGCAGAUCCCAGCAGACAAGACCCAGGAAGGAAGAAUUACAUUCUUCUGUCUGCACCGCUGGGAUCAAAUCAACCCAGACCACCACGUUCCUUAAAGGAUGUUGAGUCCCAGAUAAGAUGUGGAGUGCUGAACACAGAUCUGUGAUUGCAACACAGUAUGCAACUUCUCAUCUGGUUACACACUGCCAGGGAUGCUUCUGUUAGUACACCCAGGUCUGCUUUUAAUGCAUGCUGUGAGCUGCCUCCUGUCUGCCUUCUAUUCAUUUUUUCUGCUACUGGCUUCCUUGCUGUCCUUGAACACAUAAAGCUGAAAAAGAACAGGCACUUACAGAACCAAAUUUCUAAAUAUUUAAAAAAAUAUCAGGAGGUAUUUACAUAAAAGGCAUUCAUUGCCUGAACUAAAAUACUCUGUCUAGAGAACACAGAGUGCCAGCUUUUCUAGCUGUUACAUUCUUGGCUUAACCAAGAAUCACCACCACAGCAAAGGCAGCCCACUGUCAUAAGUGUAAAAACCCAAUUCCUUCACUCCUGUUGAUGCGAAUGGUCUCUGCUACCCAAAACUUCUUCAGGGUCAAGACUCUAUUCUGUCACUUGAAGGGAAGUAUUAAAGAAGGAAUUGAGAAAACACUCAGGGCACACUUUUUUGCUUUGUAUCACACAACCAAGAGCUUUCUCUUCUGAAACAGCUGAUCACACCCAUUGCUCAGCCCUGGGGUACACUGCAAAGUAUUCAAAACAAGCCCAGCUCUGGGCACAUCCCAACAAGGAGCAAGGUAGAAAAAUGAACAACAAACAUCCUUGGAGUCCCUGAAUUCUGUUGUUCUCAUGGUACAGCCAGGACUGCGAUCUACAACCAACCAGUCUUAGAGCCUACAAUGCCAAUAAAGAGACAGAAAAGAUUGUUUUAAAAUCAGUUUUUAAUAAAAUAUUUCUCAGAAUCUAAAACAAAACCCUUU
Coturnix japonica (Japanese quail) is the source of this 3039-nucleotide messenger RNA. RefSeq names its product F2R like thrombin or trypsin receptor 3 (gene F2RL3). Gene Ontology annotation, cellular component: plasma membrane. The record is from RefSeq and is a predicted model, not a curated record. Gene Ontology annotation, biological process: blood coagulation; thrombin-activated receptor signaling pathway; phospholipase C-activating G protein-coupled receptor signaling pathway. NCBI's taxonomy places the organism in Eukaryota, Metazoa, Chordata, Aves, Galliformes, Phasianidae. Gene Ontology annotation, molecular function: thrombin-activated receptor activity.